AAUCCAAUCAGUCCGGAGAUUUUGAAAGCUGUUGCAAGUCGAGUAACUGCGAAUGAUAGAAAAGAUAUUUUAUUACUUGAUACAACACCAUUGGAAGAUUCGGGUCCGUUUGAAGUUCCUCUUCCGCGUGAAGUUCAUCCUCCUGACAACUAUGUACCAGCAUG
Messenger RNA from Scutellospora calospora, 164 nucleotides. The record is from the annotation of a GenBank genome assembly. NCBI's taxonomy places the organism in Eukaryota, Fungi, Glomeromycota, Glomeromycetes, Diversisporales, Gigasporaceae.